Oncorhynchus nerka (sockeye salmon) is the source of this 2946-nucleotide messenger RNA. Its product is annotated as follistatin-related protein 1-like. Gene Ontology annotation, biological process: regulation of BMP signaling pathway; cell differentiation; multicellular organism development. The record is from RefSeq and is a predicted model, not a curated record. Gene Ontology annotation, molecular function: calcium ion binding; protein binding. The transcript is spliced from 11 exons. Bases 133 to 1068 code for a protein of 311 amino acids. NCBI's taxonomy places the organism in Eukaryota, Metazoa, Chordata, Actinopteri, Salmoniformes, Salmonidae.
CUCGAGACCAGGAAUUCCUCAGCGCUCCUCAAAUUUCCUGAAAUCACAGACCUCUCGCUCGCCUCGGUUACGGAUACAUUCUGCGCCCACCUCCUCCUCGCAACAGACGUCUGAACAGAGCCGCUUUUCAAAAUGAUGUUGCAAAGUGUCCCCUUCCUCCUAUUGCUGGCCAUAGCGCUCUGUCAAACCGAGGAGGUGCAGAGUAAGAGUAAAGUGUGUGCCAAUGUGUUUUGUGGAGCAGGAAGAGAGUGUGUCGUCACUGAGAAAGGAGAGCCCAGCUGCUUGUGUAUAGAGAGCUGUAAGCCCCACAAGCGUUCAGUGUGUGGCAGUAACAGUAAGACGUACCGCAACCACUGUGAGCUCCACCGAGAUGCCUGUCUCACCGGCCUCAAGAUCCAGGUGGCUCAUGAUGGACACUGCCAGGAGAAGAAAGCAGAGCAAGCAGCUGCCAGCCCAGUGGUGUGUUACGUAGCAGACCGUAAUGAGUUGAGGCAUCGUGUGAUCCAGUGGCUGCAGACUGAGGUGGUCCCAGACGGCUGGUUUGUCAAGGGCUCCAACUUUACCGACAUCCUGCUCAAAUACUUCAAGAACUACGACAAUGGUGACUCCACGCUGGACUCCUCAGAGCUCCUCAAGUUCAUCCAACAUAAUGACUCCAACGUGGACAUGCAGUCAUACGCAGACCAGGAGAGCAACAGGCUGCUCAGAAGCCUGUGUGUGGACGCCCUGAUCGAGCUGUCAGAUGAGAACGCUGACUGGAAGCUUAGCUUCGAUGAGUUCCUCAACUGCCUGAAGCCUGGCUUCAACCCACCCGAGAAGAAGUGUGCCCUGGAGGAUGAGACCUAUGAAGAUGGGGCUGAGACACAGGUGGAGUGUAACCGCUGUGUGUGUGCCUGUGGCAACUGGGUCUGCACUGCCAUGACCUGCGCUGACAAGACAGCGGUUGUCAAGGAGACCGGGGAGGCGGGGCAGGAGAUGACCGAGGAGGAAUGGAGUCUCCGUGUGACCGAGCUUAACAAGCACCAGGAAACAGUGGAGAAGAUGAAGGUCAGCACAAAGGAGGCUUAAGAGGCCCAAAGAAGAAGGGCUUGAGAGAGAGUGCGAGAGAGUCACUCUUCCUCUAUACUUGAUGUACCUUGAGGCCCUGUGCUAUUGCUGAAUUUACUCAUAUGUUAAAUAUCAUAGCUUUUUUUUACUGUCUUUUUGUUGAUGUUUGUUAGAUGCAAGGGCAGUCUAGAGUAUUAUUUUAGGAGUUCCUUGUGUUAAGUACUGUCUUUAUUUGUGAUUGUAUUACUGCACCCUGCACUAGGAAUGGGGCCAUUUUUUACUGUUCCAUUUUUCUUCUUCCUAUGUAUACAAUAUAGAUACAGUAUGGCUCUUGUUAGUAAAAUAGCAAGCAGUAAUUGUUUGGAAUGAGAAGGAUGAGAGAUGUUAGGAGUGAGCUGUUGUUUCUUCAUCAAAGAAACAAAAUCAUCUUGAAAGUACUUCAAGAUGUGUUAGAAGUGUAGAGCAAGACGAUGACAGUGUCCUAUUGUAGGGGAAGGUAGGGGGAUGUCAUACACUUGACUUUAAGCUUAUUUGCUUACAGAACUGCCAUGAUACUACUUGACCAAUGCACUUCCCCCUCUGUGACUAGCAGCAUAGUUUCAGGCCUUAGUGAAUCAUCCCGUUUAGUUAGUAUGCCCUGCUUUUUGACAAAUACACUUGCUCCUAUGUACAAUUUGUUAUAUGUUGGAGAUCAUGUGGUCACAAUGGCUCUUGUGCUGUAUUCAAUCAGCGCUCUCUGGUGCUUGUUUCAGAAACAUCGAAGCAAUAGUCAUCUAGAUGUGAAACCCCAAGUAGAAUAUAGAAUGAAAGCACCAAGCACAGAGCUGAACUGAGUACAGCAGGGAGAGAACUGAAACCAAAGCCUGAUGAUGACUAUGAUGAUGAAAUGAUGUACGAACCCCUCCAGGUAAAGCAUUACGCUGGACCCAGCAACAACACUAUACCUGUGCUUAUCAAAGAUCAGUUAUAAGGAUUAGCCUUGCUGUCAGCUAACAUAACUUAGAUGCAUCUCUAACUCAGAGGGAAUGCAUCUGUCAGAUAAUGUGUGUGUGUGAUGAGGGAGUGUUUUUUGAGAGUGUGAGCUACUAGUGUGUGUGUGAUGAGGGAGUGUUUUUUGAGAGAGUGUGAGCUACUAGUGUGUGUGUGAUGAGGGAGUGUUUUUUGAGAGAGUGUGAGCUACUAGUGUGUGUGUGAUGAGGGAGUGUUUUUUGAGAGAGUGUGAGCUACUAGUGUGUGUGUGAUGAGAGAGUGUGAGCUACUAGUGUGUGUGUGUGUGAUGAGAGUGUGAGCUACUAGUGUGUGUGUGAUGAGAGAGUGUGAGCUACUAGUGUGUGUGUGAUGAGAGAGUGUGAGCUACUAGUGUGUGUGUGAUGAGAGAGUGUGAGCUACUAGUGUGUGUGUGAUGAGAGAGUGUGAGCUACUAGUGUGUGUGUGAUGAGAGAGUGUGAGCUACUAGUGUGUGUGUGAUGAGAGAGUGUGAGCUACGAGUGUGUGUGUGAUGAGAGAGUGUGAGCUACUAGUGUGUGUGUGAUGAGGGAGUGUGAGCUACUAGUGUGUGGUGGUGAGUGUCAUAUUUGUUUUAUGUUUUAUUUGUCAAAAUCCCACUCAUCCUGAGAAUUAUUUGUGGUUAAAUCAGUGCCUUUAACACCCAAACUUAGGCCUGCAGACACACUGUCGAGGUCUUGUGUCCAGCAAGCUUUAAACCACAAUUGGAAUGGGCAAGACUAUAAUUGGCAGAAUUUUUAUAGUAACCUUAGAGCUAUGUGGUUUAGUCCUUGUUAAAUGUUUGUGUAAAAGUUCCAUAACUAGUUUGGUUAAUAACUUUUUUAUUCUAAAAGGAAUGCAGAGUGUAUAAGGAGUAUAUAUGCCAAUAAAAGACAACCCAUACAGUACUACAAA